ACAACCAACACCUUCAUACACUCACACUCACAUCCACACUCACACUCAUACAACUCCCUCCCCUCCCUCUCGCGAUAGUAGAGAGCUCCUCCUAUCGCUCCACCUCUCCCACCAACCACCCUCCUUCUCUUCACCAUGUCUGGUCCUGAAGUUUUCCACCUCUUCCACGACCCCAUCGCCGACCAUUCCUUCUCCGCCGACCGACAAACCCUCGCAGUUGCCCGAGACAACAACGUCGAACUGUAUCAAAAGUCCGGCUCGAAAUAUGUACUUGGAGAUGAACUCAAGGGUCAUGAUAAGACCGUUACGGGUGUUGAUAUCGCUCCUAAUAGUGGGUUGAUCGUCACUUGUUCUCAAGAUCGAAACGCCUAUGUCUGGGAACCGUCUCCAACUGGAUGGAAACCAACCCUCGUUCUCCUCCGCAUCAACCGCGCCGCCACGUUCGUUCGCUGGUCGCCAUCGGAGAAGAAAUUUGCCGUUGGAUCGGGAGCACGGUUGAUUGCAGUGUGUUACUUCGAGGAAGAGAAUGACUGGUGGGUGUCGAAACACUUGAAGAAGCCGAUCCGCAGCACCAUCACGACCGUGGCAUGGCAUCCCAACUCGGUUCUGCUGGCCGCGGGCUCGACCGAUUCCCACGCCCGGGUAUUCUCUGGAUUUGUCAAGGGGAUUGAUGAGCGACCUGAGGCCAGUGUUUGGGGAGAACGUCUGCCGUUCAACACCGUGUGUGGCGAGUACUUGAAUGAAUCGGCUGGUUGGGUCCAUGCUGUUUCGUUCUCGCCUUCCGGUGAUGCGCUGGCUUUUGCUGCUCAUGAUAGUAGUAUUACGGUCGUCUAUCCCAGUGGUCCCGACCAGCCUCCCCGUGCCAUUGUCAAUAUCUCGACCCAGACUUUGCCGUUUACCAGUUUGAUUUGGAACGGAGAGUCUGAGAUCCUCGCUGCUGGAUAUGAUUGUGAGGCGUUCCGCUUCCGUGGUGGUGAACAGGGUUGGCAGCUUGCUGGUCCUGUCGAGACUAAGAGAGCCGGUGGCGCUGCUAGAGAGGAGUCAGCACUCAAUAUGUUCAGACAGAUGGAUCUCAAGGGCAAGACGAAGGAUGAUACAAAGUUGAGCACUACUCAUCAAAACACCAUCAACACUAUCCGUGUCUUUGAGGGUUCUGCAUCUGGCGUCAGGAAAUUCAGUACUAGCGGUGUCGAUGGCAGAGUCGUCAUUUGGACUGUUUAGAUUAUAGUGUCUGAGCCUCAUGCUGAAAAAAUCAUUCCAAGACCUG
Exophiala mesophila is the source of this 1267-nucleotide messenger RNA. RefSeq lists its product as uncharacterized. Gene Ontology annotation, biological process: Arp2/3 complex-mediated actin nucleation. Gene Ontology annotation, molecular function: actin filament binding. The record is from RefSeq and is a predicted model, not a curated record. Lineage: Eukaryota; Fungi; Ascomycota; Eurotiomycetes; Chaetothyriales; Herpotrichiellaceae. The coding region runs from base 136 to 1221 and encodes 361 amino acids. Gene Ontology annotation, cellular component: Arp2/3 protein complex; actin cytoskeleton. The transcript is spliced from 2 exons.